AUGGCGAAGGACCUGGACGAGCUUCUGGAUGAAGUGGAGACCAAGUUCUGCAUGCUCGAGCCCCUGAGGCUGGGUGAGCGGCCCAAAGGCAGCGGCGGCGGCACCUCGCAAGGCGGCGACCGGAACGGAGCCCAGGAGGAGGAGGAUCUCAGGUCGACAGAAACAUUUAAAAGAGAAGAGGAUCUUGACAGUCUUAUUAAUGAAAUCUUUGAGGAGCCCAACUUUGACAAAAAAUCUUUUCAAAAAAUUAAAGCUAACUCUUCAAGUAACACAUCUGUCAGAGCUUCCAUUCAAGGCCUCAGUAAAAGUUGCAGUCCAGUGUACCUCAGUGGAAGCGCCGUUCCAUGUGGGGUUGGAACAAAUAUUUCACAGAGAGCAUGUGACCGACUUCGUUGCGUCGCCUGUGAUUUCUGGAUAGUGAGCUACAAUGACUAUAUGUGGGACAAGUCAUGUGAUUACCUGUUUUUCAGAAACAACAUGCCAGAAUUCCACAAAUUAAAAACAAAGUUGGUCAAGAAGAAAGGAGCACGGGCAUAUGCCUGCCAGUGUAGCUGGAGAAGCAUUGAAGAGCUGACAGACCUGCAGACAGAGCACCAGCUUCGCUGGGUUUGCGGUAAACACUGAGAAUGCGGAGGUUCACAUUCCA
Messenger RNA from Acomys russatus (golden spiny mouse), 646 nucleotides. It is a transcript of the gene Cfap418, whose product is annotated as cilia and flagella associated protein 418. Lineage: Eukaryota; Metazoa; Chordata; Mammalia; Rodentia; Muridae. The transcript is spliced from 7 exons. Bases 1 to 624 code for a protein of 207 amino acids. Gene Ontology annotation, cellular component: cytosol. The record is from RefSeq and is a predicted model, not a curated record.